AUGAAAUCUCUUAAGAUAAGAACUGAUUAAUAUUUAAAAAAGAGUGAAAUAGAUUAGAAUUAAUUAAUAACAACAUUACCAUAUUGUGUAAAAAUUGUAAGUUCUGAAGAAGAUGAAAUGAAUGAUAUAAUUAAAUUAGAAUUUGAUAGAGUUAAUUGCAUUCCUUUAAAUGAAAUCAUUACAUUUAUUGUAAUUCAUAUUUAAUUAUCAUUUUUAGGAUCUUCUUUUAUUUAGAUUUACUCAUGGAUAAAUAUUUAGUCUUAUUCAUAAAUUAUUAGAUUUAAUAGAAAAACUAAAAUAUUAAAAUAUCAAUGAAUAUUAUAUAUGGUUAAUAUUCAAUUAAUAACAUAACCAAAGAUUAGAAUUAUCUAAACGAUCUUUUUUAGAUUAUCAAUUAUUUUAUUCAUUUCCUUUAUAAAACAAAGUAGAAUAAGAUAAAUCAUAAAUUAUUAAAUUAAUUACUAAACUUUUAUAAUUAUGUGAGUAUAUUCCAUCAUGUUUUUAUUUUAUUGAAUCAAAUAAACCUUAUAAAAUUUAUGAAAAAGUACUUAAAUAAGAAUUUCAAUAAUUUUAAUAAAAAUUUAAUGAUUAUUAUAUAAAUCCAAAAAAUAUUGAUUAAUAGAAUUAGAUUGAUUUGAAUAUUGAUACAAAAGAUGAUUAUGUUUAGAAUUAAAAUGAUUUUUAGAAAUUAGAAAUGUUUGUUUCAGAAUAUAUUAAAUAAAAUGAUAAUUUAUCACCUUUAGACACUGUUUUAAAUCAAUUGUUAAAAUAUUAUAAAUUCAAAUUAGGUUUAAUAUCUAUAGGUAUGCAUGCUAAUAAACAGUAAAUAAACAAAAAAUAUGAAUUAAAACAUUUAAACUGCAUCUUUGAAUUAAAAUCAGAACAAUAAUUGAUUAAAUUAAUUUCACAAAUUUUUUAAAGUUUGAAUGAGCAAUAAGAAAUAUUAAGAGACUCUAUUAAAUAUGAAGAUUAUCAAUUAAGUUAAAAAGAAUUAUAAAAUUUAUAUGAAUCUGCUGCUAUUACUUAUUUUAAACAUCAAGGAUAUUUUAAUUCUUUUGAUUAAUUUAAUGAAGUAAGACAAUAAAUUAUCGAUAAAUAAUUCAAUUUUGAAGAUAAAUUCUAAUAUAUUCUUAAACCAUUUAUUUAAGAACAUUAUUCUUACAUUGUUGAGAUCAAAAUUUUAGAAUUGAUAAAUGAAUUAAUAUGA
This is a messenger RNA of Paramecium pentaurelia, 1207 nucleotides long. Lineage: Eukaryota; Ciliophora; Oligohymenophorea; Peniculida; Parameciidae. The record is from the annotation of a GenBank genome assembly.